AAUUAAAUGCGCUACAGUUUCGUGAUGGUGAUUUUCGGCAAACUUAAAAAACUAUCCAUUUUAGUGUUUUAACUGCAUUAUAUCUUAUGAAAAAAAGAAUCAAAGGCCAUAUAAUUGGAUAAUAAAAAAAACUCGUCACCUAUGCGAUUAGGCUGGAGAACAGCGCCCAUGUGCAGAAGUUCUUGAUUUCGGACAUAUUUUACAAAUCUUGCUAAAACAUGGCUGGUGGAAAUCAAGCUCGCGUCAUACAAGUGACGAAUAUCGCACCCCAGGCCACUAAAGAUCAAAUGCAAACCUUAUUUGGUAAUAUUGGAAAAAUUGAAGAAAUCAGAUUAUACCCAACUGUGCGCGAUGUAUCAUGUCCGGUGCAGUCACGUAUAUGUUACGUCAAGUAUGCCGAAAGUAGCUAUGUACCGGUGGCCCAACAUCUUACUAAUACUGUUUUUAUUGAUCGAGCACUUAUCGUCAUACCUGUAUUGGCAAUACCGGAAGAAUAUCGAGCAUUGGAGAUGUCCAAAAAUGGCACAAUUGUACCUGGGCUGCAGAGGCCCGAUUCAAAACUGCCUCCGGAAGUUAUAAACCGCAUUGAGGGCCAGUCGCCUCAACAGGUAAUAAAGACCUACGACCCCAAACUACUAGACAACAAUUUACCAGAGUAUCCAGCUUUGCCGUCUUUCUAUGAUUCUCGAAAAAUUGAGGAAAUACGUAGGACUAUCAUUGUAUGCGAUGUCAAAAAUGAGUGGCGUCUAGACGAUUUGAUGGAAUGUUUUCAACGCGCUGGUGAGGUGAAAUAUGCACGUUGGGCGGAGAAGGAUAGUAAAACGUAUUGCAUGAUCGAAUUCUGCGAUCAGCCAAGUAUUAUUCAUGCUCUUAAAAUGCAAGGACAAGAAUUCAAAGGUGGAUAUCUGAACGUUUACCAUUCAACUGAUUCUAUUACCAAACCGGAAGCAAAAUCGAAUGAAGCAGCGCAGGCGGAAAUUGAAGAGGCAAUGACUAUAGUAAAAGAAGCCCAAAAUAUGAUAUCUGCUGCAAUUGAUCCAGUCAUUGGAAUGCUAGCUAAGGAUAAGCGUCGACGUUCUCGCUCACGUUCAAGGUCUCGUGAUCGUCGUACUAGCCGUUCUCGUUCCCAUCGUUCACGUUCAAGGCGUCGUUCUCGGUCUCGUACUCGUAAACGAUCGCGAAGCAAGUCUAAGCGACGUUCUCGCUCACAUUCUCGAGGUUCACGCUCACGCAAGCGUUCCCGUUCAAGAAAGCGUUCUCGCUCUCGUCGUAAAAGUCGAUCCCGGUCUCGUUCUAAACGACGCUCACGUUCUCGUGAUCGUCGUGCUAAACGUUCUCGUUCGCGGCAUCGUCGUAGCACAUCGAGAUCGCGUCGUUCUCGUUCGCGUACCAAACGCUCACGAUCAAGAGAACGUAAACGUUCACACCGAGCCCGCGAUGAAAAACGUUCCCGUUCUUCACGUUCACGCAGCAAACGCCGUUCACCAUCUCUAUCAACACGAUCACGUUCAAGCCGCAGCAAGGACAUUGUUCCACCUUUAAAGUCAUCAUCUUCGUCUAAACGGCGUUCGCGUACACCAGAUCGCAAGUUAAAACCCAUUACAGAAGAUAUUGAAGUUAAAAGUACACGAUCUAGUGUCGAUUCCAAGCCGCGAAAAUCUGUUAGCGUAGAGAAAUCAGAUAAUAUGGAUAUAUCUAAUUCACCAUAAUUAUGUAUCUAUUAAUGAAUGGAUAAUCAUUUCAAUCUUAAGCUUAAUUAUUUUCGCCAGGGCCGUAAUUUUUUAUUGAAAUGUAUAUGCUUUUUCUGUCAUAUAAUUACAGUUUGGGAUUUAUGCGUAAUAGUCAUUUAAGUUAACUCAGACAAAGCUAUAACAAUAAAAACAACUCGAUUAUCCACUCCAAAAAUUUGUGUAUACAAACUUUUAAUGUGGUAGCAGCUGCAGUUGUCAUUACUCCUAAUGAUUUCCGAAAUUUUAAGUAAUACAUCAAAGUUUCAAUUUAGUAAGUACUCUUUAUUGUGGUAGAUAUAACUAACUCGGUUCUACGUAACUCGGCAAAUGAAUGAUUUUUUCUCGAAUUACAUAUGUACGUCUACGUAUUUGCAAAUUUAAAAAAUAAAAAUAAACGCUACCCAGCUCAA
Molecule: messenger RNA, 2140 nt
Organism: Anastrepha ludens (Mexican fruit fly)
Lineage: Eukaryota; Metazoa; Arthropoda; Insecta; Diptera; Tephritidae
Gene: Srp54
Product: probable splicing factor, arginine/serine-rich 7
Exons: 2
Coding region: 219-1709 (496 amino acids)
Cellular component (GO): nucleoplasm
Molecular function (GO): RNA binding
Source: RefSeq, a predicted model, not a curated record